AUGUUUCGUAAAGAUUUCAAAGCAAAAGGGCACACACAAGUUAAAUCGUCCGAUCGGAAAAAAUUACGUCAACAAAUUCAACAACUCUAUCCAGCACUAAAUGAUGAUAUACUUUCGUUGAUUAUUCCAACUGGUAAAGGCGAAGAUUUUACAUCAUGUAAAAUAUCGCUAAGUACCGGCGAUGAUAUAUUAGUUUAUUCAACAAACAAAACGCCAUGGUUUUUCGUUGUCGAAGACACAAAAAGUAAAACUGAACGUAUUCUCCCUACGGUUUAUCUCUUAUGGAAAUGUCCCGAUUUAUUACCGUUAAAAUUUCAUACACAUAGACAUGUAUUUAAUAAAUUAAUGAAUGGUGCUGAUCUCAUGUUGCCUGGCCUAAUUCUUCCACCAGGUAGUGUUAUCCCGCAAACAUUUCGGCAUGUUCAACGAGAUCAACUUUGUUCGAUAUGUUUGGAUGACAAUCGUUAUCCGAUUGGUAUCGGUCAAACAACUAUGGAUGGUGAUGAUAUGUAUAUGAGCGGAAUGAAAGGACGAGGUAUUGCACUGCUACAUAUUUAUCAAGAUACUCUUUGGAAUUUCGGACCACGUACUGAAGGACCCUACGAAAAAGAACAACGACAAUACUUUGAGACGGAUCAAACAAAAGUUGAAGAAAAUGUUGAACCAGCAUGUGCGGAAGCGUCCAAUGCUAUUAGUUCGCUGAAUUUAGAUGAGGAAUCAGCAUUAGUUACAAAUUCUGAUGAACCUCCGACUCAUCCUGAAUCGAUGGACGAAAUACUCGAUACAAUAUUUUUCUAUCUAUGCCAACGUAAAGCUAAAUCAUAUGAAUUGCCACUGUUAGCAUCCCAUUUCUAUACAAUAAUGCAAGAUUGUGUACCAGGUUUAACACUCGAUCUUAAAUUAAGUUCACAUAAAAAGUUUUCGAAAUUUCUACAACAUCAACAACAAAUCAAUAGUCUUAUUGCAAUUGAAGAAACCAAACCAGGUGUACUGGCUAUAAGUUCAUUUAAUUUAACGAAAAAUGAACAGUUAGAUAGUUUCCGUACGCCUUCAUGGCUUAAAAACUAUCUAAGUAAAGCAUCCGAUACAGCUGCUGCAGCCGCAGUAGCAACUGAAUCAGAGCGUUCGACGACGAAAUAUAUAUUUCCUGACAUAGCUGAAUUAUGGAAGACCAAUUCACGUGUUAAUGAAAUCUUAGAUUGCUCAUCGUCAACACAUUAUCUUCGUCCCGAUGAAAUUCGACAAGCAGUUCGAGCCUAUGUGAUACGAAAUAAUUUAAAUAGUGAAAAACAAGUCAAAUUAGAUCCGAUUCUUAGUCGGCUGUUUAAAACAAAAGAUACACCGUCAACAUCCAUCGGAUGGAAUGAACUUAAUAAUGCUGUUUUCAAUGCCAUGUCAUCAUGUACUGAAGUAGCAUUUGCUCAUCUUGAACAACCGAUUCGUAUUAAUGGUCACAUCCCACCUAUUGAGAUUGAGUGUGUUGAUCGAAAUCGAAAACGACAAACGUUUAUACGUUAUUUAGAUACAUAUCAAAUUGAUUUAAGCGAAUUAUGUAAACGUAUUAGGCAAGGUGCGUCAGUAAGUGCUGUUAUUAAUGAAACGGAUGAAACACGACGAACCGGUCGAAUAGUUAUGGCACAAGGCAAUCAAAUUUCAUUUGUUAUUCGUGUACUAAAAGAAGAUUAUGGGGUUCCUGGAAAAUUUAUCAAAGAAAUAUGA
Messenger RNA from Rotaria socialis, 1719 nucleotides. Lineage: Eukaryota; Metazoa; Rotifera; Eurotatoria; Philodinida; Philodinidae. The record is from the annotation of a GenBank genome assembly.